AUGACGGAAUCCACGUUUUCUCAUCAAGAAGAGUUACCUGAUCUUCCGCUUCCUGGAUUAGAGGAGACCAUCGAUAAGUAUCUAAAAUCUUUAAUUCCGAUCAUCACCAAAGAUGAAUUGAAUGAUGUCACCAACCUUGCCAAAAAGUUCACCAAUUCCGAAAGUGGUCACAGAAUGCAAAACUUCCUCGAACUCAAAUCAAGUACUUCAAAGAAUUGGCUUGAAGACUGGUGGUACGACGCUUAUACAACUAAUCGAGAGUCUUUGCUCACUCAAAAUAUGGGAGCAAUUAUUCCCAAGUCAUUCAUUCAGAACUGCUCUCAAGUGAGCAUUGCUUCACAGAUUAUUCAUCACAUGAUGACUUAUUGGAGUCUUGUCAGACAAGAGAAAAUUCAAGUGACUAAAAGCAGAGGAACAAACUGGGAUAUGUAUCAAGUUUACAAUUUGUUCAACUCAUGCAGAGUUCCUGCAUUGCCAAAAGACAAAAUUGAAAGAUACUUUCGCACAGAGGCUGAAGGGGGAUGUCCAUCACAUGUCAUUAUUCUAUGCAAUGGUCAUAUAUGGAAAAUGGAAACUGUGCUAGAUAAACAGUUAAUCGGCACUUCUGAAAUUCAAAACUGUUUGAAGUAUAUCAAAGCCAACUCAACAAAAAUUGAUGAAAACACAAUUGUCAAGUUGACUACCUUAGGAAGAGACACAUGGGCUCUGAUUCGAGAAUCCUUGAUUGUUAACAGUAGCCAAAAUCUUGAAAUCUUCAAGACAAUUGAGAGUGCUGCUUUCUGUUUAACCUUGUCGGAUGAUUUCGUGGAAAAUGAUUCCGAAUUGAUGAAAUAUUCUAUUUUUGGAUCUUCAUUAAACACUUAUUGUGACAAGAAUCUGAAUAUAAUUGUUCUCCGGGAUGGAAAAGUUUGUUUGCAAGCAGAGCACGGCAAUGUUGACGCAAUUUCUCUUUUUGCUCCGUGUGACUUUGCCGCCGACCAACUUCAAAAUGAUCCCAAAUUGAAUGAAGAGACUCUUCAAAAUAACAUUUCAACGCCCACUCCUGAAAGAGUUAAGUUCUUGUUGACAGGAUCGGUUUCCUCGAGAGUUUCCGAAGCAGAGAGGAACUUUUUCGCAUUGAGCUCAAGAACCAAUGUGAAUGUAUAUCAUUAUUCAAAUUUUGGAGCGGCAUAUUGCAAGAAAAGAAAAUUGUACGCAGAUACAAUUAUUCAAAUUGCAUUACAAAUGGCUUACUUGAAAACUCAUGACAAAUUGGCUCCAACAUAUGAAACUGCGUCAACCCGGAAAUUUUAUCAUGGAAGAACAGAGACUGUUAGAAGUUUAACCCCAGAUCUUGCAGAUUAUUUGGAGGCGUGUGAAAAUUCCGCUACAAACGAAACACUGAAAACACUGUUUUUUGAUGCCUAUAACUCACACAAUACGUUGAUGGAUGCUGCUCGAGAAGGAAAAGGAAUUGAUAGGCAUUUCCUGGGACUGAGAAAUGCAAAAUCUGCAUUGAAAAGUUACGGGGAAGAACAUGAAACACCUUUCUUGGAUCACUCAUCAUUUGCAGCUAGUGGUGGGAAUGGAAACUUUUCGUUAUCUACUAGUUUUCUUGGAUAUAACGAGAACGGAUGUUUUGGAUACGUUGUCCCGAUGUGCAAAGACGGAUACGGAGCUUUCUAUCGUAUAAACGCAACUAGCUUGACGUUCACAAUCUCCAACUAUUUAGACGACGUAACAAAUGGGGACGAAUUCUGCGAGAACCUUGAGUAUUCUCUCGAUUUCAUCAAGAAUGUGAUUCUGACCAAUGAAUAA
Messenger RNA from Caenorhabditis remanei, 1797 nucleotides. RefSeq lists its product as uncharacterized. Gene Ontology annotation, molecular function: carnitine O-octanoyltransferase activity. The transcript is spliced from 15 exons. The record is from RefSeq and is a predicted model, not a curated record. Lineage: Eukaryota; Metazoa; Nematoda; Chromadorea; Rhabditida; Rhabditidae. Gene Ontology annotation, cellular component: peroxisome. Bases 1 to 1797 code for a protein of 598 amino acids.